AUGGGUUACAACGCGCUUCAACAGCAUGAUCACGAUCACGACCACGAUGAGGACGAUGGCGACCACGAUGAUUCGCCUUCGCCCAAUCCACAACAACACACGCUCGCUUCUCCUGUUUUUACGCCACCCCUCUCAGCGUCGCUAUUUUUGGACGAUCCCAAUACGAGCAAUGAACCCUCUUAUCCCCAUACGAAUGCUCUCGGUCUCAAUUAUCUCGUGCAAUCGAUAGCCUCUAGAAGCACGAGAACGGACGCAAGCUAUGAUAUGGUAGAGAGUGAAGACUUUGCGGCCGACGCCAGAAGCUCCCCGGCGCUGUCAACGGAGAAACCGCCAGGAACCGGUCGAUCACCACCAAGCGAAUCUUCUGUGGUGGCAUUGCACAUUCCUCGAGCACGAAGACGCCGCAGCCCAGCCACAGCCGCUCACCAGCAGUCAACAACAAUCUCACCUCGAAUCCCUUCUCAGCCGAUUCCCAGGACGGCAUCAGGACGAAGCAUUGCCCUGCGACAUCCAACACCGGACCUUCAGGUCCUUCAGGGGGCUUACACGGGAAAUAUUUUACACUUGGAAAAGACGGCAGAGCAAUUGAGCAUGACAUCUUCGAUGGACGAUGCCAUCAGGGAGUUACACGAAGAACAGAAACGCUCAGACAGUCGCCGCUCGUCAUUACUGUCCUCGCAGGGCAUGUCUGCCAUUUCAAGACAAGUUUCAAACGCCUCGUCAAUAGUGGAAGUCAACUCGGCAGCACGGUCAGGCGGUUUCGCCCCAGCCGGCUUUAUGAUGUCCCCCAAAGGUUCGUUCACCGCUGCCGCAGGUGGUCGGGGGCGUUCUGCCUCCAAAAGUUCUCGGUACGGGUCUCGUCCUGAGCCCGAGUUAGAAGGGAGGCCUCUGGACUCCUUUGUCAAUAUGCACUCGAUGUCAUCAAUAGCGCCCCCUUCUCCAGUUCUCUCGCGAUCUGUAUCCAUUGCUGAACAGGACGAAGACGCAGCGACCAUGACUAAACCAAUUGCAGAUCUACUCGAAAGUCCAGAGAUGAACGAGACACCGAGAGGGAGUGAUGAGAAGAAGAGUGAGGAGGAGGAUAGGCCAGCAACAUCUGCUUCAAUUAGCACCUUUGACCAGGCACAGAAGAUGUUCGCAGAUUUCGAUGGCAUACACUCGGGUCCGUCACCCGAAGAGCAGAUGGAUACUGUGGACAUGUCGAGGGAAAUGGGCGAUUCUCCGAAGAAUGAUAACCACCAAAGGAGGCCAUCAGGCGGUCGAGUACUGUCUGGAGGCAGACCACAAUCGUACGCCGAUCCACGAACUGGCCAGGAAAUGGUAUAUUACCCAGCACCUGUUCCCAUGAUGCUCAACUUGCCUCAAAAGCUGUCGAAAGCACCAUCAUCAAUGGCAAGGAAUAAGAGAAGGUCACAAGUCAUGAGCAAUAUCCCAGCAGCUGCUCGACAAUCUGCUAUCUGGCUACCAGAUGUGCUAGAGAACGAAGAAGAUGGAGAGAUGCCAGAAGAUGAUGAGUCUCAGCAGCAAGAAUAUAUACCACAACAUCAAAGAGCCAGCAUGGGAGGACGACGGCUUACGCAAGAUCUUUCACAUAUGCCCGCACAUUUACGAGCCAGCACCUUCUUUGAUUUGCCUGCAGCAACGCAAGUUGUGGAGUUGAAGGAGCAGUCUGCCGUAGCCACCUUGGAUAGUAUCCUCGACGCGUCAGCACAUGCGCCGGUUAGUGCAUUUACAGAUCACGCGUUUGCUGGAGCAUUGGGUGCAGAAGUGUAUGGCAAAGAGAGGACACACAAUCGAAAUAGCCGAAGCACCACGCAAUUGCUUGAGCCAGAGCAACACAAGAAACGAACGAGUUCUUUCAACCUUCUCCUACGCGGUAGACGAGCUAGCAGCAGUGAUUUGCUGGAUACAGACAAGCGGAGAUCAACGAUGUCGGGCGUGAUAGAGGCUACUGUCAGAUCACCAAUUGAGGAGGAUGGUGAUGAGGAACUUGAGAAUGGAGACGAUUUUGCUGUCAAGGCUGUCGAGGAAGAGGAAGAGGAGGAGGAUGAAGGCCAGCUCGACGACGAUGUCUAUCAUGGUGCUCCUACCACUCUUCUCGCAGAGCUCCAACUCCGAAAACAGCAGCAGAAACAGCGGACACAGCAUCUCACGAAGCAGUUCCCUACUGGUAUACACUCUACACUUCUUGAAAUGGAUGCAGUUGCACAAGUUCAGCAGAAAAGUAGAAAGAAGAAGAGGACAAUACUGGCUUGGGAAGAUCCUAAUAUGGCUGAUCAGGAUGACGAGGAUGGAGACGAUGAGGACGUUCCUCUGGCAAUGCUAUAUGCUAAGAAAUCUGCCCAACUUCGGGACGCAAAUAGACCUCUGGGCUUGAUGGAACGCCGUGAUAUGGAAGACAACGAACCUCUCAGCCGGAGAAAAGAUCGCCUACAAGGUCGUCCACCAGCAGCACCUCGUGCGUCCACAAUGAUGAACCUCUCUGGACCCUUCAUCCCUGAAGAAGAAGAAGGCGAGACUUUAGCGCAACGAGUUCGCCGCCUGAAAGAACAAGGAGGAACAACUACAGGCCUACCCUCCGCACGACCGGUCAGCGGAGACUUCACCUCAGAACUAAUGUCCCAAUUCGGGGGCGACCUCCUUGACCCCAAAGAAAAAGGCAAAGGAAAAGAACCCUCCACCUCCCCCGCCCCAGAAGAAGAAGAAACCCUGGGCCAACGCCGCAAACGACUGCAAGCCGAACGCGAAGCCCGCGCCAAAGAAGUAGGAACCCAAGGUCCCCCUCCCCCAUACGCAGAAGAAGUCCCCAGCACCCACAACAAACGCCGCAGCAUGGCCGAUAUCCUGCAAGCGCACCCAGCAGCCGGCGCCGAGCGCGUAGUAAACUACCAAAAACCAGUCGGAGGCCUCCUCGGCCUCCACGAGAAGAAAUCCUCCCAGCGCGCCUCGACCAUGCUCGAUUUCCCGCCUACCGCCGCGGCGGAAUUCAUCAAAUCCCACCCCCCGAACCGGCAAUCGUCCGGGGGUUUCAAAGCAGGGAUGUACAACGACGGCAAAGGCGGCAUUAUCCCACCCUCUCAAAUCCCACAGCAGCAACAAUAUACAUUCCCGCAACCGAGCCUGGGCGCCUUUCACGGCUUCAACACGUUCCAGAACCCCUACGCGUCGAACAUGAACCUCGCGGCGCAGAACUCGAGUUAUAAUCUCGGCGCAAUGCCGAGCCCGUUGCCGUUGCAGAUGAGUUAUAUGCCGGGGAUGCCGAUGGUGCAGGGGAUGAAUAUGAAUAUGAAUAUGGGGAUGGGAAUGAGUAUGCUGCAGAUGGGGCAGGGCGUGCAGCCGUUGAAACAGGGGCAGAUUGAUAUGGUGGAGCGGUGGAGGCAGAGUGUUAUGCAGUGA
This is a messenger RNA of Mollisia scopiformis, 3396 nucleotides long. RefSeq lists its product as uncharacterized. The record is from RefSeq and is a predicted model, not a curated record. Bases 1 to 3396 code for a protein of 1131 amino acids. The transcript has a single exon. Lineage: Eukaryota; Fungi; Ascomycota; Leotiomycetes; Helotiales; Mollisiaceae.